Molecule: messenger RNA, 1443 nt
Organism: Pyricularia grisea
Lineage: Eukaryota; Fungi; Ascomycota; Sordariomycetes; Magnaporthales; Pyriculariaceae
Exons: 2
Coding region: 1-1443 (480 amino acids)
Biological process (GO): long-chain fatty acid biosynthetic process
Cellular component (GO): fatty acid synthase complex
Molecular function (GO): 3-oxoacyl-[acyl-carrier-protein] synthase activity
Source: RefSeq, a predicted model, not a curated record
AUGGUACCGCAGUAUAGCCGCUUCAACCGCGGUGUGGCUGGGCAAAUCCCGACGGGGUGGUUGGCCAAGCGAUACAGUAUCAGCCAGGAUAUAAUUAACCAGACCGACCCAAUUACACUCUUUUCUCUGGUCUGCACGGUCGAAGCGCUAUUGUGCUCGGGUAUCGUUAACCCUUACGAGCUAUACCAAAACGUGCACCUCUCCGAAGUGGGCAUUUGUCUUGGCUCCAGCAUGGGCGGGCUGUCGUCCCUCCGCAAGAUGCACAGGGAUAGAUACCUGAAGCACCCGGAAGUACAGGGCGACUUGCUGCAGGAGACCUUCAUCAAUACAACGGGUGCUUGGAUCAACAUGCUGCUCGCCUCAUCCGCGGGCCCGAUCCGAACCCCAGUGGGGGCAUGUGCCACGUCUCUCGAGUCUCUAGAUACGGCAUACGACCUGAUCAGUCUUCAAAAGGCAAAAGUGUGCAUUAUAGGGGGCUCCGAGGACUUUGUUGAGGACGUCUCGUUUAAGUUCGCCAGCAUAAAAGCGACCUGCGACACCGAUGCGGGAUAUGCGGCCGGGCGGGCCCCGAGCGAGAUGUCGCGGCCCAUGGCGUCGUCACGGUCCGGAUUUGUCGAGGCGCAGGGGGCCGGCGUCCAAAUCCACCUAGACUCCCGGUUAGGCAAAACAUGCUCAUUUGUCGGCGAAACCCUGGAUCGUUUCGAGGUCCAGGGCGACUAUCGUUUCACUUCAGGCAACCAGUCACGGAGGACGUCUUCCACCAUAAACACUGCGGUUCAGAAUCAAGAUCAGCACCAACGAGAGGCCAUCUCGCCCAUCCGCAGCGCGCUGGCUACGUGGAACCUUGGUGUGGACGACAUCGCCUUUGCCUCUCUCCACGGGACUUCGACGGUCAAAAACGACACAAACGAGGCGUCGGUGAUCCAGGCCCAGAUGCGCCACCUGGGUCGCCGCCAAGGAAAUCUCCUGCCGUGUAUUUGCCAGAAGUGGCUGACGGGCCACUCCAAGGGCGCGGCGGGCGCGUGGAUGCUCAACGGCGCCCUGCAGGCCAUGGAUUCCGGCGUGAUUCCAGGCAACUGGAAUGCGGAUAACGUCGAUGCCGAACUGCGCCAGCACGAUCUCCUCGUCUUUCCAGGAAUCGGCGGCAGUCUCGAGGGCCGCGUCGUGGACGCCUGCUCGGUCACGUCAUUCGGUUUUGGGCUAAAGGGAGCGCAGGCCAUACUGGUGCACCCGCGGCACCUGUUCGCAGCUGCCGGGUUGGGCAAGGAGGGCUUCGAGGCGUAUGCGCAGGCGAGGGCGGACAGGUGGAGGAGGGCGACCAGAGCCUUUGUUGAGGGCAUCGUGGAAGAAACGCUUGUGGGGAGUUGCAUCAAGGACAACAGGCCGUAUGGAAAGGAAGAAGAGGUUGAGGUUUUACUGGAUCCGACAAGGCGAUUCGGAUAA